AGUAAAUUCUGGUUUAAAGUUUUGUUGACGUUUUUGCUCGAACGCAGCCCAAGAUGGCGGUUGGUUUAAUCCUCGUGUUAAUUUCAAUUAGUUCUGUUUUUUGUAGUGAUGUUUUAGAAUUAACAGAUUCAACAUUUAAAGCUGGAAUAGAAAAUGAAGAAAUAAUUUUGGUUGAAUUUUAUGCUCCUUGGUGUGGGCAUUGCAAAAGAUUAGCACCAGAAUAUGAAAUUGCUGCUACUGCUCUUCUCAAAAAUGAUCCCCCUGUUAAAUUAGCAAAGGUUGAUUGUGUUGGAGAAGGAAAAGAAAGCUGUAGCAAGUAUGGUGUUAGUGGUUAUCCUACGUUAAAAAUCUUUCGAAAUGGUGGUUUUUCACAAGAAUAUGAUGGUCCACGUGAAUCUGCUGGAAUUAUUUCUUACAUGAAGAAGAAUUCUGGACCUUCCUCAGUACUAUUGAGAGAUUUUGAGCAUCUACAGCUAAAGUUGUCAGAUGCAGCUGAUGUAACUAUUGUUGGUUUUUUCGCCAGUGAAGAUCAUAAAUUUAAAAGUUUUAUGAAAGCAGCUGAUCAAAAAAGAACUGAUUUUAACUUUGCACACUCAUUAAGUAAUGAAAUCAAUAAACAAGCAGGACAUAUAGAUGAGUUAGUGCUUUACCGCCCAAAGCAUUUACAUGCCAACUUUGAAAAGGCUGAAGAAACACUAAAUACUUAUUUAGAUACUUCUAACAUUAUUAAAUUUAUAACAGAAAAGGCCAAUGGAAUUGUGGGUCAAAUUAAACCUGAAACAGAAGAUAAGUUCCCAAGGCCAUUAGUUGUUGUGUAUUAUGAUGUAGACUGGAAGAAAAAUCCUAAAGGUUCUAAAUACUGGAGAAAUCGUGUGGCUAGAGUGGCCAAGAAGUUUGUAAAUGAAAUUAAUUUUGCUAUUGGUGCUCGAGCGGAUUACACAAAACAACUUACUGAUUUAGGAUUUGAUACUGUUGAAUCAAAUCUUGAUCCCAAUGCUGUGGCAUUUGAUGUAAAAGGUUCUAAGUUUAAGAUGACAACAGAUUUUAGUGUUGAAAAUCUUGAAAAGUUUACAAAUGAGUUCAAGAAUGAAGAAUUAAAACCAUAUAUUAAGUCUGAGCCUUUACCUGUUGAUAACAAUGGUCCAGUUAAAAUUGUUGUGGGAGAGAAUUUCAAUGAGAUUGUUAAUGAUCCAACUAAAGAUGUGCUUAUAGAGUUUUAUGCUCCAUGGUGUGGUCAUUGUAAAUCUCUUGAACCUAAGUACAAGGAACUUGGUGAAAAGUUAGCUGGUGUUAAAGAUAUUGUUAUUGCAAAAAUGGAUGCUACUGCAAAUGAUGUACCACCUCCUUACGAAGUCAGUGGAUUCCCCACUAUCUACUGGGCACCAGCUGGAAAUAAACAGAGUCCCAAGAAGUACAAUUCUGCACGCGAAGUAGACAGCUUUAUUGAAUUUAUAAAAACAGAAGCAACUAAACCUUUUAAAUUACCUGACUCAAAGUCCAAAAAGAAAACAAAAAAAGAACUUUAAACUAAUUUUAGUUAUGUUUCUAUUUUAUGUAAUAUCUAGCUGUUCGUUUAAAUUAAUAAAUCAUAGUUUUUUA
Molecule: messenger RNA, 1599 nt
Organism: Hydra vulgaris (swiftwater hydra)
Lineage: Eukaryota; Metazoa; Cnidaria; Hydrozoa; Anthoathecata; Hydridae
Product: protein disulfide-isomerase A3
Biological process (GO): protein folding; response to endoplasmic reticulum stress
Cellular component (GO): endoplasmic reticulum
Molecular function (GO): protein disulfide isomerase activity
Source: RefSeq, a predicted model, not a curated record